CCGGCAGUAGUCAGUGUCGCAUUUCCAGCUGCUCCUCCCCCGACCAGAGAGCAGCGGCGCAUCGCCCACUCCGACCGGCUGUAGUGAGAGAGAAAGAGAGAGAGAGAGAGAGAGAGAGUGCGUGUCUCUCUGUGUGUCUAUGGUUUAUUUUUACUUUCCUUUUUUUCUUCGCUGCACGAUGAUGACCCAGGACUACGGAUCGUCUGUUGGUCGCGCUGUGUUUUCACUGGAAACGAGGCCGGUCUGUUUAUCGGCUUGAAUCGUACGGAGAGAAGAGAGACCAGCGGGGUUUGUGUUGAUUGGUCUCGGUUCAGUGAGGCGCUGAUCCCGGAGCAGGAGUCGCCCUCUCUCCGCUGCGUGCUGCGCUUCUCCUGUUCAGCUGCAGCGGAAUGGACGUGCGUGCCUUCAACAUGACCUAAAUGUGCCCAGGGAUGUCCCUUACACCGCGGUGUCUGAGCAGCCAGCGCAGGUCGAGUGUGGUGGGUAGGUAGGCGGUAUGACUGAGGAGAGAUGUCCUCAGUUGGUGGACUAUUUCGUGGUGGCGGGGUUGGCGGGUGAAUCGGCUCCAGAUGAGGAGUGUCAGCAGAGAGGCGGGCGCGCCGUGGAGCCCGUCACGGACCUGGCCGUCAUCGCCCGCAGCCUCGGCGAGGAGGUGCCCGAAGGCUUCACGUGCAUCGAGAAGACGCAAGGCGGCCACCCGGCCGAACUCAGCGCCGGCCUCAUCAACAACCCACACAUGUUCCUGUGCUACAGGAGAGGCCAUGACAAACCGCCCAUAUUAGAGCUGGGAGUUCUGUAUGAGGGUAAAGAGCCAGUGAAGCCCGGCUGGCAUGUGAUGGAAACAACACCGUACAGCCGCUCAGCCAGCCUGAGUUCAGGAGGACCCGCCACCCACCGGACCUUCCUAAUGUAUCGCCGGGCCCCAGACUCACAGGCCCUUAAUACACUGGGAGUCACAGACAUCUCUCUGCUGAUGCCCAGCAAGGGUGAGGUGGCUCCACACACCUUCUGCCGAGUGGACAAGAACCUCAACACUGGCAUGUGGGGCCCGGCGCUCUACCUCUGCUAUAAGCGCGCUGUAGCUAAAGCCAACGCCCUGGUGUAUGAGGCAGGUUUGAUCAGCCGCUACCCUGAGGAGGACCUGGAGUCGUUUCCUCUGCCGGACUCAGUUCCAGUCUUCUGUCUGCCUAUGGGUGUCACCGUAGAGAGCUGGCCACUCAACACCAAGUACCAGCUGCCUGUCUUCUCCACUUUUGUUCUCACUAGUGCUUCUGGAGACAAGGUGUAUGGAGCUGCUAUCCAGUUCUAUGAGGCAUACCCGCGGGAGGCUCUGUCUGAGAGGCAGCGGGUGCGGCUGGGCUUGGUCAGCGUGGUGGACCGCCGGCCUAUCACUAACCGCACAGUGCAGGUGAAGAAGAGCGUGUGUGUGCUUUCUCACUGGCCUUUCUUCACCGUCUUCCAGAAGUUCCUCACCUUCGUCUAUCGGUACUCCAUCUCUGGACCUCACGUGCUGCCUAUUGAAAAGCAUAUCUCCAGCUUUAUGCACAACGUGCCCUUUCCCUCCCCUCAGCGGCCACGCAUACUGGUGCAGCUCUCUCCGUACGACAACCUCCUGCUGUGCCAGCCUGUUUCCUCGCCCUUACCCCUGAGUGGUGCCAGUUUUGUGAAGUUGCUCCAGAAUCUGGGGGCGGAGAACGCCUGCACUCUCCUGCUGGCCGUGCUCACCGAACACAAGCUGCUGCUGCACUCCCUGAGGCCGGACGUGCUCACCUCAGUCAGCGAGGCCCUGGUGUCGAUGACAUUUCCGCUGCGCUGGCCCUGUCCUUACAUCCCGUUGUGUCCUCUGCGGCUGGCGGAUGUGCUCUGUGCCCCCAUGCCCUUCAUUGUGGGUGUUCACUCCAGCUACUUUGACCUGUAUGAUCCCCCCUCGGAUGUGGUGUGUGUGGACCUUGACACCAACACCAUUUUCCAAUCAGAAGAUAAGAAGCCCUUGUCUUGGAGAUCUCUGCCCAGGAAACAUGGGAAAAUCCUAUUCAGUUCCCUCAUCAGUCUGCACAAGACCCUGGAGAAAAUCUGUACUCCUGGUCAGGAGGAGGCCACUCUGGAGUUCUUGCUGACCGAUUAUGAUUUGAUCUAUGGGCGUCAGAAGCAGCUGGAGCUGGAGAUCCAGGAGGCCUUCUUGCGCUUCAUGAGCUGUCUGCUUAGAGGCUAUCGCUCCUUCCUCCUGCCCAUCACCCAGGCUCCUUCGGACCGAACCACUGACUGCAGCUCACUCUUUAACCUACAGGGUUUCCUAAAGUCACGAGAUCGGACGCAGCAGAAGUUCUACACGCAGCUCACCAGAACACAGAUGUUCACACAGUUCAUAGAAGAGUGUUCCUUCGUCAGUGACAGACACGCAUGCCUGGAGUUCUUCGACGAGUGUGUUCAGAAGGUGGAUGUGGAGAAACCAGAGGAGGUGAGGCUAAUUGAUCUUGACGAGGCUCACAGUGGAGAACACACAGUGUUCAUAAUGCCACCAGAAGAACCUCAGGAACCUGAUGGCUCAGAGUGUCCUGCUAUCUACAGCUAUGAGACGUUUCCUAUCCUGCAGCCUGAUUUAUUUGACCGGCCACAGGAUCAGCUCCGCACCCCCGCCAAAGGAAGCGCCCCCAACAGCCCUGCCCCUCGUCGAACCAAACAGGAGAUCAAGCUGGCACAGAAGCGAGCUCAGAAGUACUCCUCGGUACCAGACAUGUGGUCCAAAUGUCUGCUGGGUCACUGCUACGGCCUGUGGUUCAUUUAUCUGCCCACGUUUGUGCGAGCCGAAAGCACCAAGGUGCGCGCCCUGCACACGGCCUAUGAGGUCCUCAAGCAUAUGGAGACACGCAAAGUGGUGCUGCCGGACGAGGUGUGUUAUCGGAUCCUGAUGCAGCUGUGUGGGCAGUAUGGACAGCCUGUGCUUGCUGUCAGAGUUUUGCUAGAGAUGAAGAAAGCUGGAAUCACUCCUAACACCAUCACAUAUGGAUACUACAAUAAGGCUGUCCUGGAAAGUAAAUGGCCAUCCACCAAUCAGGGAGGUCGCCUUCGCUGGGCAAAGCUCCGUAAUGUUCUCUUGGCUGUGGCACACUUCAGGCAACCCAUCAAACACAGACAGAAGAGUGACUCUAUUAGCUCCAGACGAGAAGACUUCAACUGUAAUCACCGCCCACACUCCUCUCUGAUUCGCCAGACAAGCUGGAGUGGUUUGAGUGAGAGUUCAAGCCAUGAAUCGCUGACAGGUCCACUCACUAAGAGCAACAGUCUGAGCAGUAUGAGAGCAAGCGACAAGCUCUCAAAAACCAAGUUAGCUAGACAAGCCUUGCUGCAGAACGCAGGUAUAGAUGACCCCGCCUCUCGAAAGCCCCCGGUUGGGCGCCGGGACACAGCCACGCCCUCUCCACUGCCUCCUUGUGAACGUGUCCUCGUGAGGCGCAGUGAUAUCUGCCUGUCUGAUUUUUACAAGGAAUGCGCCGAGCCAGAAACGGACUGCAGGUGCCAGCCAGCUGAGAGAGACGGCAGGCCUGUGGAGCAGCGGGAGACGCUGAACCGGAAGAUUGUAGAUGAGAACUACAAUAACGUGUCGUCCCCAAGCCGCGGGCUAGCCGGUAAACUGCAGCAGCUGCUCACUCCCACGCGUCACCGGAAUUCAGGCCGGCGGGCAGCCAGCAUGGACGACCGGCGAUCUGGCGCUAACGGACCCUCUCGCAAAGCGGAACAGAGGCAAUCCCGCAAAGCACAGGUGGCAGAGAGUCUGCUGAAGGCCAAAGAGCGACUCUACAACGCCACCUCAGAGAGCUCGCUGUCUGUGGGGAGUGACAUUGACCUGACAGAACUGCCAAAUUCGGCUUUUUCACUCAGGAAGUCAUGGGAUUCUGCACAGGAAGGGGCGGGGCUUGAGGUGUUAAUGUCGAGCUGUUCUCUCUGUCGGAGCUGUAACUCGCUAGUGUAUGAUGAGGAGAUAAUGGCUGGCUGGACAUCUGAUGACUCCAAUCUUAAUUCCAGCUGCCCGUUCUGCUCAGCCACUUUUGUACCUCUGCUCAACGCUGAGAUCUGUGACCGGGGCCCCGUCAACAGCCUGGAGCAACGUAACUUGAACUUGGGAGAUGACGUGGAAAGUGCAAUGAGACCCCCUAGUGGUCAAGAUGUCUUCCUGCCUCACCUGCAUAAUGGAGUAAAUGAGCUUGACUCCAGUUCAGAAACCAGCACAUACUCAGAGAACAGCAGUAAUACUCUGAGUUCAUCCCUGGGUGGCACCCCUCAGGUGACCGUGGCAUACCUGAGCCCUUUGGUACUGCGUAAAGAGCUCGAGAGUCUCCUGGAGAACGAGGGAGAGAGUGUUCUCUCUCAGGUCCAGCUGCUGGACAGCCACUCCAUCCUCUUCUGGAACUUGGUUUGGUACUUCACUCGGCUUGGCCUUCCCAGCAACUUGCUGCAGCUGGUGCGCGCUUCACCAUUAGCUUCACAGUUCUUGCAGAAUUCAGAGGGCACUUCAGUAAGGGUGCGGUUAUUAUGGGACACUUUGACACCUGACACGGAUCACUGGCCCCCUCUCUAUAUGCUCUGGAGAAUACACAGUGGCGUGCAGAUGCGUAAUUACAGCUGGCGCAGGCACAACCACCCCUUCACUCUGGGCUUUCUGGAAGAAGUCCUGCGCUGGGUUGGUAUGAACGAGGUACACAAGGCCAUCACACUCUUCCUGGAAACCAUUGCAAAGCAACCCGGCACUCCUCGGAUACAGAGGAGUUUAUACAGGGAAUUCUUGUUCCUCACUUUGGCUGCUAUGGGCAAAGACCAUGUUGCUGCUUUUGAUAAGAAGUAUAAGGCUGCUUAUGCCAGGCUGAGUGGCUCUGUGGGUCGAGAGGAGCUGAGGAAAAAGAGGGCUCAGCCACCAAGCCCCAAAGCUGUGGACUGCAGACGCUGCUUUUUGCUGCCGCUGGAGUGCUGAAGGCCUCAGACAUGCACACGCACACACUCAUAUAUACACACACAACUCCCUCCUAGCCCCUACAGCAGGAUCUCUGGACCCCUCUCUGUCUCUUAGUGUCAGUGAAUGCCUCUGACGGUGUUCUGUGGUCACAAGCCCCUUUUCACAGCCUGACAUACACACUCCUACGUGGGCCUUUAUUUGAUCUUACACAUCUCAGAUGUCCGUGAAGAUAAAGUCUUUUAUCUUCUCACUCUGUCUCCAGCCUUUGUGCUGUGGUACUUGACAUGGCAUGACAAAUCUUGGGAGUUCUGGAGUUCCUCACCAAUGUCCUUUGGGUGUCUUUGGUCAGGAACAUGUCGUCUUCUCAGUGAUAUUGCGCUCUCUCUCUUUUUUUAAUUUAAUUUUACUUUUUAAUUAUUUUUUUAAGUUUUGUUUGCACACAUUCUACACUCUGGAUCGAAGCUGUGAAGUGUUUUCACUUGUUGUAGCCUAUGUUUACUUCUUUAUUGCUCCAGCAGCAGGGCAUUUCUUCCCUGCUCUAUAUUCCUAGGGUACAGGAGACAACCUCUCAACGGUAGGGGGUCUCUGAGCUUGACCCAACAAAAUCCAACAAAAGGAAACAAUAAUGAAACUGCAAUAUCACUCUCUCCACUGGGCUGCUCAUUUAGUCCACAGCCUAAGAAUGCAAUGAUGUGUAUAAGUGCAUUAGUGGCAUUCUGAUCUAUGCAUUGCAUUACGUUACAUUACGUUAAAACAUAAGCAGGGCCCUGCAUCACGAUGCCUUCUCCUAAACUCUGCACUCCUAAAAUUUGUUUCACAACAAGGCCUCUUUAUCCCAUUAUUCCUUACAAGCUUAUCAGCCUUGCAUUCUCAAAUCCUGCCUCCGCUGUGUGAGUGUGUGUAUAAGUGUGUGUGUGGCCUGCCAGAUAGCCUUUGUUUCAAUAGAUCAGAAAGUCCCCUUUAAAUAAGUCCUACUCUCUUCUAAGCCUUUUUUUUGUGUAAAGUUUUACUGACCCAGCAGUUCCAGUUGGGGUGGGAUUCAGGCAGCAGUUCUUUUCUAUAGAUCUGAAAGGGAAAUGAAGGUCCCAGCACCAACACUGGAAUGAUCCAGGUCCAGACUGCAGGAUGAUUCAAGUAUAACAGCUUGGGCUAUGGGAUGGUACUGACUGAAUGAAGAGGAAGAGUGUGUUUGAGUCAGGACUGAGAUCUCAAACCACUAAGAGCAGAGGAAAGGGAGGGAGUACACCACAAACACUGGAGCAGCAUCUUCUAAAGACUUCUCUCCUAACCAAAAAACUUUCUGGUUGGAAUUUACCUCUUUUGUUUGUUUGAUUGAUUGUUUACUAUCUCCUUGUUUUGCGUUCAGUUUGGUUUUUAUUGUUUUUAAUUAUGUGCAAUGUGUGUAUAUGGCUUGGUUUCAGCUAUACCAGAAGAUUGUGGUCAAACUUAAGUUGAGUGACUGAGAGAUAUUGGGAAAAAUUCUAAAUGUCACCUUCGUACCCCUUGUUUAACUCUUGCUGUCCUCUGAAAGCCAGUGUUUCGGGAGUCUUGUUGUGUGUUUGUGUGCGUGUCUUCAGCCUGUGCUGUCUUUAGGGAGAUAUCUUGCUUCUGCUGCAGCAAUGCCUCAAGAGACUCACCUACACAGUAUAACCCAGUUCAGUAUAUGUGGCAUCGGAUGCACAGCCCUCCCACCGCCAGGCAACACAGUCACGCAGAGUCUCACACAAACAGAGUCUUGUUAAAUCCAUACUGCACAGCCAGAUUUAACCUCAAUGUCAGUAUCAAAGCUUGGGCAGUGUCGAUAUCAGCUCAAUGGCAAGCUUGGCAGGGGUUCCAGGAUGCAGAGCAGCAGAGCGAGGUCUGUAAUGUGAGAACUGCUGAGUGAAAGUUUAAUCUAGCUUAAUCUAGAGCCGUCAGCUUGGCUGUGGAGGUAAGUGGUAAGGCAGGUACUGAUUAUCUGCUGUAAUUGCAUGUGAAAAGCUUCUGUUAUUUGGGUAAUAGCCUUUAGCAUUGCAGUAGAGUUGGUGGGAGGUGUUCUGUCAGUAGUGGCCAGUAGUUGCAGGCCUGUAGACCAAGUUCCAAGCUGUGCUAGGCCUACAGCAAAUAACCUACUGAUGGUUGGGUGGAUGUUUGGCUACUAGCUAAUGUUAGAAAUUUGCCUUUAAGUUAGCUAACCUAGCUCUAGCUAGCUAUAGUGUUGCGGUAGCUCAAGAUAACUUCCUGUAACUAAAAACAUAGCACAAAAAAUAAUGACAUUUGUGUUUGGUAGAUUAUUUCUUUGUUGGAAAAAUACUCCUUGUCAAUAAUAAUCUUAUACUUUUUUAAAGCCUUAUGAGGCACCUGAGUGGCAGCACCUGGGGUUAACAGAAGCUCAAAACAAGUGUCAAUAGCAACAGCAGAGUAAUAUGAUUUGGCAAAGUUUUCAUUGGUGCAAACCACAUAUUCAGCUCUGCUGCUCAUCCCACAAAUGCAUGUUCCUUACAUUUCACUUUUAAAAUUAACAGGCUUCCCAACGUUAAGGGAGUAUUGUUACUACAAAGCAAUAUCUACCCAACACAAUGUAUGGACAGAACCUUAAUCAUUUUUGCAGACUUCAGUAUAUCUACUAAAUAUGAAUAGCCCAUUGGCGUGAAUGAUCCAGUAUGCCUGUUAAAAACAGUGACUUUAUUCUAUAAGUUUUAUUCAUUUAUGAUAUUUUAUGAUUUUUAUGUUUCGGUUAAACUGUCUGAAUAUUCUUUAUAGUUAAAAAUAUCAUUGCUCUUUAAGAGUAAUGUAUAAAUGCAGUAUUAAGAUCAUUAUUGUUGUUAUUUAUGGGACAGUUUUCAUCCAAAACAAUGAUUAGCGUGACUGACCUAAGUACAGCCAAACCCAAACCUUUUUAGCUAGCUAAGACAUCCUGAAAGAGUGAUUUAAAAAAAAGGUAAGCACUUAUUACAUAAUUAUAAUUAUAAUAUUUUUUUAAAUAAUGUUAAUAUGAACUACCUUGCCAGUACUGCAGCUAUCUAGUUAUCUAGCUUGAUUAGCCCUCUAGCUAGCUAGCUAAUUAACUAACCCAAACUGAGGCUUUUGAUAGUCUGGAACUUGGUCUAGAAGGUAAAGAGCUGGGUUUUUGUCAUUAUAUUCUUGUCUCCUCCAAUCUGUUUGUGAAAUCUUCACCUCCAUGUUGAUCUAAGAGCACCUUCACAGUCUUUUCUCUAAUCUAGUAUUUCUCAACUCCAGCCCUGGAGUCCCACUUCCUUGCACUGUUUAGUGUUUUCCCUGCUCCCAACACACCUGAUCCAACUAAUUAGCUCAUUAGUAACCUAUUAUGUGUUCUUAAAAUGUGUAUGUGUGUGUUUAAAGCAGAAAAAGCUCUAAAAUGUGCACGACAGUGGGCCGUCCAAGACCAGUGUAGAGAAACACUGCUCUAAUCUUCCUAUACUCCACUACUAGAUCCUAGAUCAACACCAAUGACCCAGAGUUACCCAACUGCAGAGUCCACAGCCUCAGUGAGGUUCUCGUCAUUUAGCAAAAGUGUAAAGUUAAACAGGAAAAUGCUUGGCUAAGCGGAAAGGAUAUUGUAUUACAUACAUAGCUAGCUCAUCUCUAUGAUGUAAGCUGCAGUUCUAUGGCCUUCACCAUGUCCUUUCUUUCUUUCCUUCCUUCUUCCACUCUCUGUAACUAAUACCUCUGUUUCUGUUUUCAGUCUGUUUCUUUAAGCAGGGCGUUUGUAACCUUGUUUAGGAGUCUUCUGUGUCUCGUAUAUUAGAGACUUUAACUGUACGUUGACUUGUGUAGGGUGAGUGAUCCUAUACAGCAGAGCGAUGAUGGAGUGUAUGUUGUAUUCAGAGACCAUGUUUUUAGUUUGUGAAGGAGUCUUGUGUGCGUCUCUGAAUAUAUAUGGGGAGGGACAGGGUGAAAAAAGCUGUGAUCUAUAUAUAGAGUUAUAAUAAUGAUUACAUGAUAGCAGAGAGAAAUGCCACGUUGUGUAAUUUUUAGUCUUAACUUUUAGGGAAGAAAUCCGAAAAGGCACUGAUAAUUUAUUAAUUAGCUAGAUACGUAGCUAUGAACAAAAAAAAGAAAAGGACUUGUAACCUGUAGAGUGUCAGGAACGCAGGGAUUUUAGCCUGACUUUGCCUCUGACAUUUGUUCUACAGUGUAUACUGAUGACCAGCAGGGGACAGCAUGCCAAAGGGAGUGCACCUAAAGGCCCGGGAUGGUGAUUUCACUGUAUUUUAAUGCAUCUGACUGCAACACAUUGUGAGGGAAACCGAGUUAGUUUUUAUUUUUUAAGGUUAAAUGAAAAAAAAAAAAAGAUUGCAGAGCUAUAUUUAAAGUGUAUUGUGUUCACUGUAGUAAUUUAUAUAGUUGUGAUUUCUGUUGUGAAUGUUGUUUUUAAAAAAAAUAAAUGAAAAUGAAUGCUCA
This is a messenger RNA of Astyanax mexicanus (Mexican tetra), 9352 nucleotides long. RefSeq names its product DENN domain-containing protein 4B. Bases 497 to 4966 code for a protein of 1489 amino acids. The transcript is spliced from 29 exons. NCBI's taxonomy places the organism in Eukaryota, Metazoa, Chordata, Actinopteri, Characiformes, Acestrorhamphidae. The record is from RefSeq and is a predicted model, not a curated record. Gene Ontology annotation, molecular function: protein binding. Gene Ontology annotation, cellular component: cytoplasmic vesicle. Gene Ontology annotation, biological process: regulation of Rab protein signal transduction.